Molecule: messenger RNA, 945 nt
Organism: Helicoverpa zea (corn earworm)
Lineage: Eukaryota; Metazoa; Arthropoda; Insecta; Lepidoptera; Noctuidae
Exons: 5
Coding region: 121-885 (254 amino acids)
Molecular function (GO): N-acetyltransferase activity
Source: RefSeq, a predicted model, not a curated record
GAUAAUACAGCUGUUCAUUUAAAUACCGACACAUAAGGGCAAGCUCGGUAUUUGGCACUGGCGUAUUUUGGAAAGCAGACCUUUGUUCCAGAAAAAAAUAUUUUGAUUAUUGGACAAACAAUGGUGAAGUUUACGACAGAUGGCAAAUACAGAAUUGAAUCUCUAUCAUCGGCAACUUUACCUGGCGCUUUAAAAAUAAUAAACGAUCAUUUCUUCCAAGAUGAGUCCGUAUGCAUGGGUACAGAGGUGAACAAGAAUCCUUUAGCAAUGGAAGAGUUGUUAGAACUGUGCGCAGACGCAGCACUGGACGGAAUGUCAUUAGUUGCCGUUUCUAAUGAUAGCGAUGAAGUGGUUUCGGCAAUGUUCAAUAAGUUGCAGGAAGUGCCUAUAGAAGGAUCAGAGAAGACGUUUUUUGAAACAUUUGCUGAAGAACGCUGUAAACAAGCAUCGUCUCGGGCUCUGGUUGACCUUAUGGUGGAAUUUGAUACCAGAUGUAACUUUUAUGAGAGGUACAACGUUGACUGUGGCUGCGAAUUCAUGUUUUUGGGAAGUCACCGCCAUCAUAGACAAAAACAUCUCGGAGAAUUACUAUGCCGAACAGCUGUGGAGCAAGCAAGGAAAAUAAAGAACGUUCCAGUAACUCCAUUGACUAUCCAAGAUUUAGGACCAAAGUACUCAUUCAUGAAGCCAAGGAACCCAGUCACGAGAGUACCAAAGAUAUGUACUGCAUUAUGUUCAGCCAUUGGUACCCAGAAAAUUGUGAGAUCAUUAGGCUUUACCGUAGUCGCCACCUUUUCUUUGAAGGAUUGUAUCUUCAAUGGGAAACCAUUUUCAGAGAGAGGGGUCACAACCUUUUGUGAAGCGGUUACAAAAAGAAUAGAUUAAAUUAAGGAAGAAAGAAAAUUUUUGACACACAUUGUUCUAAUUUAAGCCUUCGAGACAUUA